UCCAUGUCAACCGUUAAAACCCGCCAUAAUUCAAAAGCCCCACUAAAUUUCUUUAAAUGGGUUUCUCUCUCCCACGUUUUCUCUCUCUAAACUCCCCCAUUGCCAUUCUCUCUCUCUCUAAAACCGAUCCUUAGUUGCAGAGUGCUUUGCUUGAAACACAAAUCAGUUAGGCCAACGGUUACUGUAAUGAUUGCCUUACACUUGACGUUACAAACAGCGUUGGAUUUCUGGUCACCAUCUCCACCUUCUCCCACCUCUCUCUCUCCCUGUGGCCUUACUUCUACUACUACUCCUACUCCUGCUCUCUGCAAACAGGGUUGUACUCCGCCUUCUCUUUCUCACGAGACUCGACUUCCCUUCUUUCUCUCUCUCUCUCUCUCGGCCAGGAAACAGAACACUGUAGUUUCUCUUACCUUAAUUUCACUUUCUAGCACGGCAAGCAGAGGGCUCCUCCCAACUUCACUUUCUGACCCUGUGAACAGUUAUUACCUCCUCCCUGACCUCUCUCUAACCCUGCAAACAGAGUGUACUUCAUUUUCUUUUCCUUCCUCACUGACCCAGAUACAGAGUAUUCUCUAUCCUCUCCCUUGCCGUCUUCUAUGGUUUCUUACUUCUCUCUAACUGUUAUCCUAGAACAAAAAAAAAUCUUACCAGUCAAUCAUGAACAGUUUAUGGCAAAACCAUAUUGAGUUUUCCAGCAGGGAAACGGCAAUAUUUUGCUUUCCAAUUGCAUCAGUGUACGUAGAGCAUCAUUUUAGAGCUCGCAACUCUUUAAGAGAAAUCAGCAGCUUCCAUCAUGUUGGUUCCUUCUCCGACUGAAUUUCCAGCAAGUAGCGGCGAAGACAGAGAAACCCAACAUGGGCCAGCCCGUUCGAUGCCUUUCUCUCUCCUAACCCGAGCUGCAAUCCAAAUCUCUAGAGCAAGAUGGUUCAGUUUCAUUAGAAGGCUUUAUCAUUACCAAAAUGGAGUGAGAUCAGAUUUGGGUUCGAAUCCUUUGAAUUCGAAGCCAUGGAUAUGGCUGGAGCUUAUCCUGGUAACUGCACAAAUUAUCACAAUAACAACUAUUCUGGUCAUUUCUAAGAAUGAGAAACCAGUUUGGCCCUUGAGAAUAUGGGUCACAGGGUACAACUUUGGUUGCCUAUUGAGUCUGCCAAUGUUGUAUUGGCGUUACAGGAAUUCGAACUCGAGCAACAGGAACAGUACUGGUAGUUCUGAUUUGGAAAUGCAGAGAGAGAAUGGAGAAUCCAGGGCUUCCUACAUCAUGAACAAAUGCCGGGUUUGCUUGGAGCUCUUCUUUGCCAUCUGGUUUGUUAUGGGCAAUGUGUGGGUCUUUGAUAAUCGCCUUGGUUCAUCAAGCCGAGCUCCUACGCUUUAUGGCCUCUGUUUUGGCCUUCUUGCUUGGAACGCUUUGAGCUACUCCUUUCCAUUUAUCUUAUUUGUUGUCCUCUGUUGCUGUGUACCAUUGAUCAGUAAUGCCAUUGGUUAUAACAUGAAUUUGGGGAGCUUGAAUAGAGGGGCCUCAGAAGAUCAGAUUUCAAAGCUACCCAGUUGGAGAUUCAAGGCUGGGGAUGAGUUCAUGAAGGCUAACAAUAGUGACAAGCUUGGUGUGGUGAAAUCCAAUAGGCCACUUGCUCCCGUAGACUUGGUGAGUGAGGAAUGUUGUAUAUGCCUUGCCAAGUACAUGGACAAGGAGGAGCUAAGAGAGCUUCCGUGCUCACACUUCUUUCACCUCAGAUGCAUUGAUCAGUGGCUUAAAAUCAUAUCUUGUUGCCCUCUCUGCAAACAAGAGCUUGACAGAUAAAUUUUUGGCAAAAAGUGAAGCUACCCCCUUCCUGUACAUAGGCCCCUCUUUCUUUCCGCCAAGGCACAAAAUUUGGAUCAACAUGAAAAUGUAUUGGGUACCUCUUAUAAGAAAAUGAAGCUACCCGUCUUGUUGCAAAGGCCCUCUCUUUCUACCAUGGUUCUGACUUUUCAGAACCCUAUAGAAUUAUAUUGGUUACUUUCUGUAAGAAUGGAAAGUGAAACUACCUCUUUCCUGUACAAAGGCCCUUCCACUAUAGUUCAAAAACUCAGAGCCAUCCAGAAUCAUGGUAGUUGCUUGUUAUAGAACGUAAAGCUGCUCUUUCUCACACCAAUGCCCUUCCCUUUCUCACAAAGUUCAAAAUUUUAGAGCCACAUGGAUUAAUACCUUUUCAAUGUAAACACAGAAUAGAAAUUUGGAUUGCAGCUAAUUGUCAAAUUACUAGAGAAAAUGGCGUUCACAUAACACUAAAGGGGCUUAAAAAUGGGACUACUACCAGAAUUUCAACAAGAAGCUAAGUAUUCCUCAAUUGCUGUUGAUGAAACAAGCCAUAGGUACAAGAAGUAACCCAAUGGAGUAUGGAAUAUGGCAUUCCACUAUCUGUUCCAACAAACAGAUGGUGAAGAUUAGUCCUUGAUUUAUAACAGAUGGUUUCUAUAAUACUGCAUAUCAUACUCCAUUGGACUGUCAUACAUUUCUCACAUAAAAAAGGUAAAAUAGAAAAUUAGGCAGCAGCCUUGGGACUUACCUUAGAUUUAUGAGACUUGGUAGAUAAUCAAUAACGCAACCAUAACCAGGAGCAAAAACGUGAUCUUCUCCAUAGAAACUUUUCUUCGAUAACAAUGUGAAUUUCUGCAUAAUCAAAUAAGGUGCAAAGAAUUAAAAAAUGAAACUCAUAUGGAACAAACUUCAUCUAGAGGAUAGGUAGACUGUGCUUAUCUGAGCUUCAUUGAACCUUGAAGUUCAGAAGAGCAACCCAUAUGUAAAAGGAGCUCCAAGUUUCAGCAUGCAUAGAACUGCUUUCCAGGACCCAACUUAUAGACAAGAAAAAGAAAGUAUCGGGACAAGAGUGUGAUAAUUACCAUCCCAAAAGCAUCAGAUGCCAAAGUCUACAAACUAGUAAAAGAACAGGAUUGAUUAGAGGGGCUUGUAGGAACAAGAACUUGAAACAGGUAAGAAUGCUCCAAUAUAAAAUCAUGGAUAGAACUCAAAAAUGGGUACUGAAAUAAGUUGCUUACUCACAGCUACCAAUUGGCCGAAACUUAAUUUUCACUCCCACCACAAAAGAAAAAGAACACAAACACAUGCAUACAUGCA
Molecule: messenger RNA, 3118 nt
Organism: Amborella trichopoda
Lineage: Eukaryota; Viridiplantae; Streptophyta; Magnoliopsida; Amborellales; Amborellaceae
Source: RefSeq, a predicted model, not a curated record